AUGAUGACCACCAGAACUAUCGCUUUCCUUAUGCUCCUAGCAUGCACCUCAUUCGUUGUGGCGGAAAACCAACCAGCACGAAACCUUCGUGCCGAUGCCAACGUUGAGGAGCGAAGACAUUACCGUCUUCUCAACGUCGGUGACCGACCUGUUACACCUGAUACUCCCAUGGAAGACCAUCCUGUGAGUGGAAAAGGAAAAGGAGGAAAGGGCGGAAAGGGCGGAAGCAGCUCCUCAGGCAAAUCUGGCAAAGGCAUGUCUUCCGGAAAGGGAGGAUCGUCUGGGAAGUCUGGAAAGGGUUCGAUGGACUCAGGAAAGGGUGGUAAAGGAAUGUCUUCCGGCAAGGGAGGCUCUAAGGGAUCGAUGGAAUCCGGAAAGGGCGGCAAGGGUGGAUCCAAGGGUUCAAUGGAUUCUGGAAAGGGAGGAAAGGGAGGCUCCAAGGGAUCGAUGGAUUCCGGAAAGGGAGGAAAGGGAGGCUCCAAGGGAUCGAUGGAUUCCGGAAAGGGCGGCAAGGGAGGCUCCAAGGGAUCGAUGGAAUCCGGAAAGGGCGGCAAGGGUGGCUCCAAGGGGUCUUCCGACAUGUCCAGUGGCAAAGGAAAGGGUGGAUCUUCUAGCUCCGGUAAGGGAGGAAAGGGAUCUUCGGAGUCCUCAGGAAAAGGAGGAAAGGGAUCCAAGAAGAUGGGCAAAGGAUCUUCUGGAAAGGGUGGAAGCAAGUCAUCCAAGAAGACCCAUGUCAUUGAUGACUUCCAAGACAUGGUCUUUGGCUCCAUGAGCAUGUAA
Molecule: messenger RNA, 780 nt
Organism: Cylindrotheca closterium
Lineage: Eukaryota; Bacillariophyta; Bacillariophyceae; Bacillariales; Bacillariaceae
Source: the annotation of a GenBank genome assembly